ACAUGUGAGAGGGACAGCUCUGCAGACACCCACAUCAGUGCAGCAGGAGGGGAGGAAGUGCACUCGGCACUGGAGCUGAGAUUCCCCUGCAGCCUGUGGUGCAGCCCAUGGAUGUCCGUGGUGGAGCAGAUAUACACCUGCAGCCUGGGGAGGACCCCACACCAGAGCAGGCGGAUGCCCAAAGGAGGCUGUAACCCUGGGGAAACCUGUGCUGAAGCAGGCUCCUGGCAGUAACUGUGGCUCACGGAGAGAGGAGCCCACAGUGGAGCAGGUUUGCUGCAGAACUUGUGACCCUACGGGGGUCCACGCUGGAGCAGCCUGUUCCUGCAGGAUUGCACCCUGUGGAAGGGACUCAUGCUGGAGCAGCUCAUGAAGAACUGCAGUCUGUGGGAAGUUGAUUGGUCUUGAUACAUAAUCUGCAACUCUAACUUAAAACCAUUAAAUCUUUUGGUUUAUAUGUUAGAAUAUAAAGACUUUUUCCAUUCAGUUGCUUCAGAAGUAGUAUGAUUUGUUGAAUCUGAAACCUUCAGGGUAACACUGGUUUUGCUGCAACUUUUGUAGGGAAAAGCUGCUGAGAAAAUAGACGGGAUUUCUGGUCAAAAUCAGAUAAAUCAAUAAUUUGGUUAAAGAUACAGGACACUGAAUUCGACUUUGUAAUCUGAGCCACAGCUUGGAUUUGAGCAUCUUUAGAUGACAGCAUUGUCUGCUAAUUUAGGGGAGAUUAUGGCAUCUUUAUCUUAACUUCUCAGUGAAGUACUUGGUCAGCAGCAUGGGUCGGCUUGACGGGAAGGUCAUACUGCUGUCAGCAGCAGCACAGGGGAUUGGACGAGCAGCUGCUAUAGCUUUUGCAAAAGAAGGAGCCAAAGUCAUUGCUACAGACAUCAAUGAGUCUAAGCUGCAAGAACUGGAGAAGUAUCCAGGCAUUCAAAUACGGGUUCUGGAUGUCACCAAAAAGGAGCAGAUAGAAAAUCUGGCCAAGGAGAUUGAAAAGAUUGACGUCCUCUGUAACAUUGCAGGGUUUGUUCAUCACGGAACCAUUCUGGACUGUGAGGAUCAAGACUGGAACUUCACUAUGAACCUCAAUGUUCGCAGCAUGUAUCUAAUGAUCAAGACAUUCCUUCCUAAGAUGCUUAAACAGAAAUCUGGAAAUAUUAUAAAUAUGUCUUCUGUGGCAUCCAGCAUUAAAGGAGUUGUGAACAGAUGUGUGUAUAGUACUUCAAAGGCAGCAGUUAUUGGUCUAACAAAGUCUCUGGCUGCUGAUUUCAUUGAGCAAGGCAUCAGAUGCAACUGCAUAUGUCCUGGAACUGUUGACACUCCAUCUUUACAGGAAAGAAUCCAAGCCCGGCCUAACCCAGAACAGGCAUUGAAAGACUUUCUAGCCAGACAGAGGACUGGUAGGAUGGCUACUGCUGAAGAAGUGGCCCAUCUCUUUGUGUACUUGGCCUCUGAUGAAUCUGCCUAUGUGACCGGUAAUGAACUAAUCAUUGAUGGAGGAUGGAGCUUGUGAUUGACCCUGCCUGCAAAUGGAAAUUUGUACCAUGAAAGGCAAAAAGUGAGGAUCGUAUUUCUCAGAUAAGAUAGCUGGCAAAGAUUCAGAUCACGCACAUGAUGUCCUUCAAAACAAAUUCGGUGUAUUUUUACUGUUAGGUGAUCUCUUUCUAGAUUGGUCUUACUGAUUCACUUUUCCCUAAAUAGUGAAACACUGGAGUAAAACAUACUUCAUGUAGCUUCAAUUUAUGGUAACUCCAAGAACAUGAGAGAAUAGCAAUUUAACAUGUAAGAUUUCAGAAGGCAAAGAAUAUUAUUUAAUGUCAAAAUCUGAAUUGUGUUUUAAGCAAAUCUGAGUGAAAGGAAUUAAACACUGUUUUCAUGAAGUAGAAAUGAUGGAGAGGAGCCUGCUCUAAUGCUUGAGACUAAAGCUUAUAGAAUGUAGAGAGCAUUAAGAAUUGUGUAGUUUUACAAGCACUUGGAAAGCACAAUAACUAGUAAAGAAGAGGUCUUAGUGAGAGAAAUGGGAGACCAGAACUGUUUCAUUAACAGCAUAGAUCACUCCUAAACUGGGCUUGGAAGUAUCAUUACUAGUUUGUUUUUUUUUUUUUUAUCCUUCCAUGUACACAAAGUACUAUACAAGGAUGUCGCUCUGGUAGGCAUGGAUGGAGGUAUAUGUGGGAGAAUUAUUCUUACAUACACAGGUGGAUCUCCAUGAAUACGCUUCUGGCACACAAGCAAAAGGAGUGGAUUUUACAACUCCAGAUAGAGCAGGAUAUAUUCCUCUUCAAAAAGAUGUAUUGAUACUGGGCAAAUUUUGUCAAAUCUGUAUGCUAGAUGCUAGGCGCUAGGCUUUGAUAUUCUCUUGCUUGAUUCUCAAAUACCGAUACAGUUCAUGCUAAAACACAAGGCUGUUUCUCUGAAAAGGACUGUUUCUACAAGAAUUUGUGUUUAUGUUUUUAUUGUGAUAGCAUUUUGUAGCUUUGAUUUAUUAAUCAGAAACCUACUAACAGAAGGUCUCAUAUUCUGGAAAAAAAGCUAUAAAUCCUGACCCAGAGAUCUAAGGCACUUAAUAAGCUGAAUUCCAAACCUAUUUGUUUUGCUUACAUACUGUUAAAAUUGACAUGAAUUACAUGGGCUGACUGUCUAUGAAUAUGAUUACCUUAAAAAAAAAUUGCAUGCAGCUCCAUUUAUCUAGUUUGUGAAUGUAGCUGUAUGUAAUUUCAUAUAAUAUUCAUACAUGUUAAAUACAUACGUAUGUGGGGGAGGAAUUAAUAAAUGGACUAAGUGUGAUUAAUCAGUAAUCAGCACAGGGGAAAUGUUCAAUAUUUUGUGCGUGUUUCUGUAACAACUGCCAUGUUUUUAAAAUUACUGUUUAAUAUUUUUAAAAUUACUGUUAAAGCUUUUCAGUAUUAGCUGAAACAUUAAUAAAAAUUAUUUGAUUUCAAAGAUAAUGGAACAUGUCUAGUUAAAAUUGGGCUGCUUAUUUUAAAAUCAUAAGUAAAUGUAACUUUUACACAUGAGAAACUAUUGUGGAUGUUGGCUUCUUCAGGCUCAUUAUUGGCUUAACUUUUAUGCUUAAUCAUGGUUGGAGCAUUCUGAUCUUGUGUAGUUUGAUUAGGGGGGGAGUAUCCGGUAUUUCAAAAAGGACUGUGGCAGCCAAGCAGGAUUGAGCUGAGGCAGAAAUCCAAAGUUAGCCAAAACGGUUCCACCACUGUUCACUGACAUAAAUUCAGAUGUUACAAGUUCAGGCUGGCAGGAUACUGUUUCAGUGGUUUUGGAGUUUCAUAUGAAGGCCAAAGUCCCUCCUCUGUAGUAGGUGUUUUCAGGCUUACCUUGAAAAGAGAAUCUUCCCACUGCAGUAACACAGGAAUAUUGCACUGUGUAUUCUGAAAGUAUAAUUAAAAAUCUUAGAGAAAAUUCAUUA
Molecule: messenger RNA, 3415 nt
Organism: Strigops habroptila (Kakapo)
Lineage: Eukaryota; Metazoa; Chordata; Aves; Psittaciformes; Psittacidae
Gene: BDH2
Product: 3-hydroxybutyrate dehydrogenase 2
Exons: 10
Coding region: 770-1507 (245 amino acids)
Biological process (GO): siderophore biosynthetic process
Cellular component (GO): cytoplasm
Molecular function (GO): 3-hydroxybutyrate dehydrogenase activity
Source: RefSeq, a predicted model, not a curated record